ACAAUAUCUAAUUAAUAAAUCGAUGAUAGGCAUAUUAAAUGCAGAGUUUAGUACUGUCUUGUAUUCUAACAGAGACAACAACUUAUAGGUAUAAAAUCAUCAAAUAAAAAAGAGGAAUAAACAUGUUUUUGCCACUACUUUUUGCAGUUGUAUUGCCUUUAAUUGCAGUCCAAAGUAACGACAAUGUUCAGACAUACAGGAUCAAUAUUAAAGUACCUGGAGGAAGGGUGAACGAGGAUGUUGUUGUUGACUCAAAGGCAAACCUAAUGACUGUCAAUGUCGGGGACGUCUCCCAACUGAAUAACUCUUAUUGUCCAUCAAUCAAUCUUCAUGAUUUUGAAAAGCAAAAAGUUGCCAUAAAGAACAUAGAUCAUGGACUUUGCCUAGUAAUAGAUACAAAGGAAUCGAAAAUCGAUUCAGUGGGUUUGUUCAACAAAAUAGAACGGUUACACUACCAGCAUGAAAUUAAAGACGAAAUAUUGGUCCGUGCGCAUCCAAUUACACCCGAUGAAAUGUUAAAAAUAGCUGGAGAAAAACUUGCAGAAUUUUGUCGAGGUUACAAACUAUUUAAUGGAGAACGGGUUCAACAUGAUGGUGUACACAUAGCUUUUAAGAAAGCAAGACGUGUAAAACGUAGUGUACGAGGAUACCUCAGAGGCUGUAGUUUUUUGUGUGGUUGGUGUAUAAUAGGGGCUUCAUAAGCAAGAUCUGAUGUGCAAAUCCGGACGCCCGACAAAGACAAGACAAAAAACUUUUAACUACAUUAGAAAAGUUCAAACUGCUAUGUUAUAUUUAAUAAAUAUAUCUAAAUGUAAA
This is a messenger RNA of Mytilus californianus (California mussel), 816 nucleotides long. RefSeq lists its product as uncharacterized. Bases 123 to 701 code for a protein of 192 amino acids. The transcript is spliced from 8 exons. The record is from RefSeq and is a predicted model, not a curated record. NCBI's taxonomy places the organism in Eukaryota, Metazoa, Mollusca, Bivalvia, Mytilida, Mytilidae.